AUGGUUGAUAGCGACUCAGAGAUUCCAACUGUUUUCGAUCCAUUUGCCGAGGCCAAGGACUCUGGCGCACCUGGAGCCAAGGAGUAUGUGCAUAUUCGCAUACAACAAAGGAAUGGAAAGAAAAGCCUGACGACUGUUCAGGGGCUGAGGAAGGAAUUCAGCUACGAUAAGAUCCUUAAAGAUCUCAAAAAGGAGUUCUGCUGCAACGGAAAUGUUGUACAGGACAAAGAGCUUGGUAAGGUGAUUCAGCUCCAGGGUGAUCAGCGCAAGAAUGUUUCUCAGUUCCUCGUUAAUGCCAACAUUGUGAAAAAGGAUCGAAUCAAGAUUCAUGAAUCUUGGCUUCUGUUUGUAUUGAUGAAGAAAAUUACCACAGCUCUAGUUACAUGUAUUUUUGCUUUAGGUGGUGCUACCAUAGGAGCAGUCACAGGAGGAAUCAGAGGCCAGACUACAGAAACCGGUCUACUGCGUGGCAUCGGGAUCGGCACGGUGGCAGGGGCAAUCACAGCCGUCCAAUUGAUGGAUCUUAUAGUCGAUGGAGAGCCAUUUUCCAAGGUUGCACUAAUCUAUAGUCUAUUAAAUGGAAAGAUCUUUAUGGAAUGGGUGAGCCCUGCAGUAUUAAAAGCCUAUCAAUGGCAGAUUAGCACUAUGGAUACAAGUUUAAGAGAGAUUUCAGACAUUUUUGAUGUCAAUGCAACCAGAGGAUUACCUCAGGAUAUAAUCAAGAAGUUACCAAAUUACACAAUUUAUUCCACAGAGAGAAACACACUGUCUCAAGAGAAAAGUUGUGCAAUUUGCUUACAGGAUUUUAGGGAUGGGGAAUGUGCAAAGAUGCUACCAAGCUGUGGACAUUCCUUUCACCUGCACUGCAUAGAUGACUGGCUUUCCCGGCAGGGUACCUGUCCAUUGUGUAGAAAUGAAGUUUGA
This is a messenger RNA of Fraxinus pennsylvanica, 924 nucleotides long. The record is from the annotation of a GenBank genome assembly. Lineage: Eukaryota; Viridiplantae; Streptophyta; Magnoliopsida; Lamiales; Oleaceae.